GAGAUAAGUUUAUGUUUAGUUUAAUAACUAUUGGAUUAGAGCAUCCAAUGACAACAGGUGAUGCCGGGCAGCUAGGAUGAGUGCACUUCUAAAUGAAAUCCAGCGCAUCCUCGGGGAUCUUCAAUCGGGAAAGGCACCCAGCCGAAACAAGGGCAUCCAGCAGCUGGAUGAAAAGCUCUCAAGCUGCCGAGCGGAUUUUGAUAAGUUGUUUCUUAGCAAAACUUGUGAUCUAUCCUGGACCACAAUCUUUGAUGCGUCGAAGGAGGCUCUUUUUAAGCAAGCUGCAAAUCUUGAGGAUGCAAACGAAAAAGUAUUCAAGACGCUGGCGGGAAAAAACUACCUGUACGAUAAUGUCCUCGAGAAGAUCACACAGUUCAACUUGGAAGCGGGGAAACAGACCGCCGGAAAUGGACACUUUCUGGCCAAGACAAGCAUCUUUGGUGCAUUUGAGGAUGGGAUUAAGAUGCGAGUGGUGGUCAAGUAUUUUGGAGACCGCAUUCUUAGUCUACUGGAAAAGGGCAUUUACUCAUCGGACAGCUAUGUGCGCGACCUGAAAAUUAACGAAUACAGCAGAAUUCUGUCCUACCUUUUUGAACUGAAUGUCGAUAUGGAGGAGGCUCUGCGAACCAGAAUACUGAAAUGCAUCACAAAAACCGUCACUUUGGCCAAGGACCGGGUUCAGCUGCACGUGGAUCUAGUAGAAUAUCUGCCAGAGCUUAGCAGCUUUGCGCUCUCCGCAUUUGGAGCCAGAAAAACUGAGAUUGUUCGCGUUUACUUGAUAUUUGCAGAAGAGCUCGCUGUCAACUACAACCACCAAUUGAACGUUCACAUGCAGGAGAUUCUACCCAAACUAUGCGAGUACCAUGAGGAGGAUGCCUUCCGGGACGACACCAGAAAUCUUUUUUUUCAGUGCGUUUCAAAGUCGCUCCAUUCUAUGUAUCUUAAAAUGGAUAAAUCGGACUUUAAUACUCUCGGUGUGCCGGUUCAUGAGAAGUGGCCGCAAACUCUACUGCGGCUCAAAACUAUUGUCAAUGUGGAAAUCCGUAAGAAUUCCUGGACUCGCUGUAAGAACGCACAACUGAGCAAUAACAAGUUCUCCGACCCCUUCAUCAAGAUGUCUGCCCUGGUUAUGUAUAUAGUGCUGUGGCACUUGGAGACGAAAAAGAUCGAUGAAAAUAGGGAAGGUGAUGCGCCGAAAAAAAUCCCGAAACUUGCUGAUAAAAUGGAAACUAUAUUUAGCCUGAUCGACAAAAAGGAAAACACCUUUAAUGACGUCUGGCUUGCGAUCUUCACUGAGAUACUUCAGCUGAGCAGUGUGAUCCUAAAUGUGGCCAACUACCAGACGGCACUAACCACCGUGGCGGAAAUAAUGCAAAUGUACGGAAAUGCGAGAAAUCUCCGGAAUAUUAGGUUAUGCCUGGCUAACCUUUUGACCAAAGAACAGGAGCUUUUGCAGUCGAAAUCUAUUCGGGAAGAUUUUCUGGGCGAUCUUUGGAGUCAGAUGGCAAACCAGCUCAUUUCAGAGACGACCAUAAACAGUGACGAGAUCAAGGAAAAGCAAUUGGUGCUGCAAAUGCUGAUUAGACACAAUAAACUGAAUCAAAAGAUGUCCAGCACGCUGCUUAACAAUAUAAUCUCAACUGAGAUGUUAAAACGCAACGAGUGCUUGGAGACAAUUCGCGAGAUCUUUAUCCAUGCUGAGAAAUUUGGUCAGGACAAAGCGUCCGCUGAUUUAGAACCUAUCAUAGCUUGGGCCUACGGUAGUGUGGAUAGAUUCAUCGCCGCCCAGAUGAUACACAAUAUUGAGAGUAUUGAUGCCCAGCUACAGGCAGAUACGUUUGCAAUCAGCAUUAUAAACUUUUUGGAUGUGCAGCAAUUGCAGCAGAUCUCUCGACGAGAGCAUAUCCUUGCUUCCACCGAACGCAAUCUUUUGGCCUACAAAUACAACGAGCAGCUUAUUUGCUUUGACAAGGACUACGCCAUUCCGUUUGAGUCAAUCACUCAAGUUCAGAGCGAAAUUAAGAAUUGUUUGAUUCAAUCCAAUUAUGAAUGCCUAAUGCGGAGCCUCAACUUUGAGAUCGCGAAGGAGAACAACCCCGCAGCAAUACUAAAAAACCUGAAUAGUUUAUUGAAGUUGACCUGCACACUAGAAAGGCUUUUGCAUUACAAGGUUUUCGAUGCAGAUACCUUUACUGGUUGCCCUCUGAUAAAAAGAAUUGGACUAUAUCUCAGCCACAUUGAGUUCCAGCUCAAGGCGAACGGCUCUGAGAUGCUAGAUAAGAGCGAUUUACCGGAGAUUUUACGCCUAGAAAUCUAUGUACUUGAUGUAUUCAGAACGAAUUCAGUCUUACGUAAUUAUUUGGAGAGGCAACCCAUAGAAAUGUUGGUUGAAUUUGUUGGCGCUGCCCUUAAGUUGCAUUCCAUGCAGAGGGAGCGAUUUGUGGAUGCGGAUCAUGGAACAAUAACGCGUCUGUGCCUCAAUAUUUUGGCUGGCCUUUGUGCGUACAAUUCGCACCGGGAUGAAGCAUUCGAGCACAUAGCAAAGGUAACGAUGCGUUGGCAUCCACAGGAUGUGCUCAUUGUGACCAAGAUGCUAUGCAGCUGCCAAACCAUUUCUGAAGCAUCUAGCACUUGGUUAGUGAGCAAACUGAAGACCCUUUUUCAGCACCAUCACCAGGAUGCGGAAAUUAUGGAUAAAGUGGUUCAACAAAUGCCCACGAUUUUUCACUUCGUAUGGAAUAAAGAAAAUGAUUUGGACGACAUGCUUAUGGCCCUUAACUCCCUUUUAAGGAUUGCUAUUAAGAAGUCCUACACAUCACAAUUAACUGCCAAAAUUGUGCGUUGCGUGGGAUUGAUUGCUCAGCAGUGUCCGGACAUCUACCUUCUCGAGAACUUUGCUGUGAUAUGCAAGUCCACUGCGAAAUUCAUCACCAUGCCCACUUUGGAAGUGCGCUUUGCCACACUCUUUACAUUCACCAUUCUACUCGAAUCUAAUUGCGUCACCAGCGAUGCCAUUGGUCAUUCUCAGACUCACUGGGAUUUCUGCCAGGAGUUGUACGAGAGCAUUGAGUUUAAGAAACUGACGUACAACAACGAGGAUGCCAUUCAAAACAGCAAUGCGUUAAUCGUACAAAUGCUUAUUGCCAUAUUUCUGCGCAGCUCAUUCCACCAAGAGAUAGCUCUAAAGGAGCUGCUUUAUCACUGUGCCCUGCGCAGGCUAACUGAAAGGGAGUUUAUUUCUCUGCAGAGUACGGCUUCCUGCCAUGGACAAACAGUACGUGAUCUUAUCCGACCAUUUUCGGGCAUUCUUCUUCACCACUGGAGCUCCAAGCGCUGGCCCAUUUCCAAGUUUCCCUAUUUUCUGUGUUAUCCAACGAAGAGUGAAUUUCGCAAAGCCCAUGCUAGUGAAAUCAUGGCUUAUACCUUUCUAUAUGGUAAAACAGAGGAUAUAGAACGAUGCAGUAAAUCCAUCAGCGAGGAGCUGGCCCUUCCGAUAGUGGCUGCAUUUUUACUGAUCAAAAACAGCUCGUGCAACGAAAGCGAAGGCCAGAACUUUAAGGAACAUCUCCAGAUAUUGUCGGAAAAUCUUAGUUACUCUCAACUGAAUGCCACAGAUGUAGAUCUUGAUUUGGAUAUCCUGUGUUAUGUGAUAAGCUUGCUGCACGAUCCGCAGGAAAUGCUGAGAUUGUUUUCUUCCUUUGCGCCGUGCAACAGAACACCCAGCUGGUAUAGUCUGACUGGAGAGUCGCUUUUCAAGUGUCUUAACUUUCACAUUGACCCUGAAAUGAGGUCUUCGGUGGACAGUCGAAUCCAAUCCAUGAGUACGCUUCAAAUCAAACAUUCUCGUGUGUUGGUCGAUAUUUUUGGACGCUUGAAGACCAACUGCUAUUCAGCCUCGUUUUCUAGUCAGGCCUUGCAUGAGUUCUUCCUCUAUUGUGAAGUGGCAGAUGCUGUCCAUGAUGCGGCCCAAAAAAAUGAAACCAUAGUUAUCCAGUGCUCCUUCUUUGUUCGCGACAUUUGGUAUUUUGUGGUUCGGUUUUUGAUCCACACAAAGUUCAUUCGCGUCCAAAUGGCUGCUCUGACAUUUCUGGAACUUUUGCUAAACAAACCCAGCUUCAGCUUGGAUGAUUUCCAAAGCCAUUUCGGAGAUAUAGCUAAGCUAUUAAGCAAUUUCCAACUUUCCUGCGAAGCGAAAGAAGUUAGAGAAAAGACCAUAUCAAUAGUAAUGCUAAUUUUGCAAUCAAAGAAAGACCAGAUCAACCUAAAUUCCUUUUUGGAAGAGACCACGGACUGCGAGUUUCUUAAACCUCUGCGAGAGGAUUGCAAGUCUGGUCAACCCAAUAUGGACAGGGCGGAUGUCGCCAACUAUUUGCGCUCCUUUCUGUUAAGUCCAACGCCAGAGAGAUUGCGCGAUCUGAGAACAUAUAUUGCCGAGCACAAGGACAAAGUGCAAGAGCAUGAAAAACUUUUGUUUGGGGUAAUUAACAAGCUCAUUCAGAUGUCUCGGGACGCGCAUAGUAAGACAAUUAGCAUUGAUUCCCUAAAGUGCUUGGCUCAAAUUGGACCGCUUAAAAUAUCCACAGUUUCGUACUAUUUUCAGACCGAUUUUGAAGCGCUUAAUAAGUCAGACGCUGAGCCCAUGGAAGACUUCCUUGGAGUUGUCUGCCAGAUGUUGGAUACAUCCUUAUUCCAAUUCGAUCCCAAAACUCACGAGGGUCUUGUGUCCGUAGCCAUUCAGGUGGUUAAUAGUAAGCCUGGAUCAAAUAUUAUGGCACACUAUAAAAAUUUAAGAAUCUUCGUUGACAAGUCAACUACAUCGACUUUUCUGCAUUCUAAUAAACAAAUUCGUCGCAUCGAUUGGCUGUCAACACUUGAAGCAACGAAAAGCCUAAGCUACGAGCCUUGGAUGUGCGCCUUUGUCUCAAAAGUGUUUCAAAUGUGUGGCUGGCUGGGAUUCGAUAAACUGGCCGCCACUUCUUUCGUCUUUGCCAAGACCUGUCUGCUACCUUUCAUUAAAUUACUACUGGAAAACAGCCUAGAUCACGUGGAGAGUCUGUCCCAGAUGCUGGAUUACUUCUUUGAAGGUUUUAAUAGUGCGACGGCACCGAACUCCCAGGAGAUCUUUCGCAAUAAAAGAGCCAUUAAGAAGUUUCUGCAUAUUUGCGAGUACAUACGAAUCUUUAAUAAUUGGACCAUACCCAUCAAUCUGAGCAACGUGGUUAUGGCUAGCAAUCACUGUCAGGCCUAUUUCCUAAGCAUAAUGUACCUAGAGCUCUGGGCCUGCGCAGAAAGUCCUAAGAGCAAAGCCAACUUCUUGGACAACGAAUGCUUUCAAGACUGCGCCAAAAAGGCAUAUGAAUCUAUUGGAUGCCUAGAUGCCAUUCCGGGCUUUGUCAAUCCCAUGCGCUCCCGUCUAGAUUUCCUUGGCCGCGGUAGCAAUCUAUCUACCAUUUUGUUGGAGUCGGACCACUUGGACAGGGCCAGUGGUCAACUUUGCAUAGACAUAAUGAAAGGAAAUGGUUUGUGGUCUUUUGCCAAACUCCAGCAGCACCAGAACAUUGAACCCGACUACGAAAUAUUUUGGCGCCUUGGGCAGUGGGAUUCGCUAACAGACGCAAAGCAUCAGCAAAAUCUGACGACUGUUAGAACAUCGCUUAAUCUGGAGCAAGAGUUCAAGCGGCAUCACUUCGUUGCCCUCAGAAGUAUUGGCCAGCGGGAGGAAGAGAACAGCUUGUCGGCCAUCGAAAUGGCCUAUAGCUGUGUGCGCGACAUUUUGAUGGAGAUCAGCGUGGAGUGCCUGCAGAGUGUGUACAAAUACCUAACGUGGCUGUGUUCUCUUCAACAAGCAGAGGAGUUUUGCCAGAUCCAAUUUGGCUCUCAACUGGAUCCUGCUUUGACGACCAAGAUUUUUAAGAAAUGGCAAACGGAAUUGGAGCUUAAGUACGGAAAUUUUUCUUGUAAGGAAUACGUGAUUGCACAUCAGAUUGCUUUGCUGAAGUUGGCGGGAACAAGAGCUAGUCGCAGAAUGACCGAGUUCUAUCAAAAGGAUCCCAUUAGCACGUACCUAAUGAAGGGAAUUGAGGAGUGCAAAAGCGCUGGCAAGUUAAAUCUGGCAGCCAAGUACACAGCUACUUUGCGGGAGCUUCCUAAUAUUAGGGAGUCCACCAAGAUAAGUGUUCUACUGGAAGAUGCCGAAAUCAAUCUGAAGAUGGGCAACCAACAAAUUGCUAAAGCCAUUUUGGACUAUGUGACCAACAAUAAUGACUUUGUGUACUGCGUCCAACGAGUUCCUGCACUCCGGAUGCAAGGCGAGUUCCUCUUAGACUGCAAUGCAGAGACUUUGAGUUGGGUCCAGUCUCACAACUUCAAUAAUUCGCUUAAGCUGAUUGAUGAUUUUGUGCUGCACCGCCAGACGCUGAGCGAAAAGUAUCGGGACAUCUUCGAUUGGAAUCAGCUUGAUGCCUUCGCCAGUAAGCACCGAACGGCUGCCUAUGCAACGAUUGCAAAGUAUGCUGAUCGGGAGUACCAGCAACUACAUGAUUACCGGCAUUCGCAGGAGUAUAAAACGCUGCAAGAUAUCAUCGAACAGAACCGCCAGACGGCGGAAAAGGUGACCCAGCGCGAGAACCAAGACCGGCGCAUCAUCUCCGUGCAGAUGAAACGUUACGCUAGUUUGGAUGAGCGGCAGCUAAAUCAGAUUGAAGAGAAACUGACAGAGUACCUGUGCCUUGCGUUGCGCAACUAUAUGGCGUAUUGUCGACUGGAUAGCAGCUUUUCCAGUGCUGCCAUCUAUCGCAUCAUCUCGCUGUGGUUCACCAACGCAACCAGUAAACAGUGCCAGGAGUGUAUCAAGGAGGAGAUCCUUACAGUGCCCAGUUACAAAUUCAUCUGUGCCGCCAACCAACUAACCGCGCGCCUUAACUCAAAAAACACAAGCCUGCUUAAAGGGCUGACAGACCUUUUGGUGCAAUGUGGCACAGAUCAUCCGUAUCAUACAUUCUACCAGCUGUAUCCCCUUGUGUUUGCCCACCUGGAUGGCGAGAACAGCAAUACAGAGCGAUCAGGAAUUGCACGUAAGAUUAUUGCUAUGAUAUGCGAAAAGAAUGUCACAGCGGGGGAAUGCUGCAAGCAGCUGGAGUCGCUGCUGCCAGCACUCAUAACUUUUGCCAACGAAGGAAAGACGGAUGAUAACAGGCCAGUGUCGGAUUCCGUCCGCAACAAGCAGUUUGACAAGGUGAGGCGCUGGCGAAAUCUCAAUGCCGUACAUUGCCCGACCCUCGAGUUGCCUGUUAAGCCCAGCAAGGAGUACAAUAUAAUAAGCGUCGUCAAGUGGAACAACGAGACUACACAGUGUGGGGGAUUAAAUGCGCCUGUUAAAAUUAUGUGCGUGUGCUCUGAUGGUAAAAUUCGGGCGCAACUGGUCAAGGGAAAGGAUGAUCUACGGCAGGAUGCCGUGAUGCAGCAGGUUUUCGGCAUCGUCAACGAUUUGCUCAACCAGGACUCCGAAUUUAUCGAGCGUAAGCUGAAGUUGCGCACCUAUAAGGUCACCCCACUAUCCAUGCGUAGUGGCAUCCUGGAGUGGUGCACCAAUUCGGUUCCUGUGGGUCAUUAUUUGGUUGUAGAGGGAAAAGGAGGGGCGCAUGCGCGAUACCGUCCAAACGACUGGAAUAACAACAAGUGCCGCAAAUUGUCCUCUGAUCACCUUAAGUUUGCCAAGGACGCGCGAUAUGCCAUUUACAAGCGAAUAUGCGAGAAUAUUAAACCCGUUUUUCAUUACUUCCUGCUGGAGAAGUUCCCGAUUCCAGGCGUCUGGUUUGAGAGGCGGUUGGCCUACACCAAUAGCGUGGCCACCACCUCAAUGGUGGGCUACGUCCUUGGACUGGGUGAUCGGCACACACAAAAUAUAUUAAUUGACCAGCAGACAGCUGAGGUCAUUCAUAUCGAUUUUGGGAUUGCCUUUGAGCAGGGCAAAAUCCAGACGACACCAGAGACCGUUCCCUUCCGGUUGACUCGCGACUUUGUGGCACCAAUGGGAAUCUGUGGUACAAAGGGAGUCUUUGCCAAAUCCUGUGAAGCUACUAUGCACAUUCUUCGCCGAUAUAAGUCCGUUUUUACCACCAUUCUCGAGGUUUUGCUGUAUGAUCCCCUCUUUAUUUGGGGUGUACUUAAAAAGAAGCAAUCCGGCCACUCAUCACAGCAAUCUGGCGAGGAAUCAGUGAAUUUAGUGGCCCAGCGAGCUUUGCUUCUUGUGCAGAACAAAUUAGAUGGCAGAGAGGCCGGCACACUGGGCGACUCGAAUGUCGAGGCACAAGUGGAGCGAUUGAUCAAUGAAGCCACUCUACCAAGCAAUCUUUGCAUGCUUUUUCCGGGCUGGGACCCUCACCUAUAAGUCUAAGUACAUCACAUUAUCAUUACUUGUUAGUAGUUCUAAUACAAGGUUUAUACGAUUUA
This is a messenger RNA of Drosophila teissieri, 8451 nucleotides long. It is a transcript of the gene tefu, whose product is annotated as serine/threonine-protein kinase ATM. Gene Ontology annotation, molecular function: protein binding; protein serine/threonine kinase activity. NCBI's taxonomy places the organism in Eukaryota, Metazoa, Arthropoda, Insecta, Diptera, Drosophilidae. The transcript has 28 exons. The coding region runs from base 77 to 8389 and encodes 2770 amino acids. Gene Ontology annotation, biological process: DNA repair. The record is from RefSeq and is a predicted model, not a curated record.